Messenger RNA from Anarrhichthys ocellatus (wolf-eel), 1452 nucleotides. RefSeq names its product lectin, galactoside binding soluble 3b (gene lgals3b). Lineage: Eukaryota; Metazoa; Chordata; Actinopteri; Perciformes; Anarhichadidae. Bases 1 to 942 code for a protein of 313 amino acids. The record is from RefSeq and is a predicted model, not a curated record. Gene Ontology annotation, molecular function: laminin binding; IgE binding; disaccharide binding. The transcript is spliced from 7 exons. Gene Ontology annotation, cellular component: immunological synapse; cytoplasm; nucleus. Gene Ontology annotation, biological process: negative regulation of endocytosis; eosinophil chemotaxis; negative regulation of extrinsic apoptotic signaling pathway.
AUGGCCGCCAGGCCUCAGGGAGUCUCAGAGGGGGAGGAGGAGGUCAGAGGUCACUCAGAGGGUCAGACUGGAGGAGAUGAAGGAGCAGACUUGGGGUCACAAACCAGCAGCAUGAACCUGGAAGACGCUCUUGGAGGUUGGCCCUCUGGUGGCAACAACCAACCACAAGGUGGUACCUGGCCUGGAAACAACCCACAACAACCUGCUAACCCCACCUGGCCUGGAGAUCAGUCUGGAGGAGGAGGGGCUUGGCCUGGACAGCCGGGACAGCCAAGCCAGCCCUCCUGGCCCGGACAGCCAAACCAGCCAAGCCAGCCCAGCCAACCCUCCUGGCCCGGACAGCAGGGACAACCUAGCCAGCCCUCCUGGCCCGGACAGCCAAGCCAGCCCAGCCAGCCCAGCCAACCCUCCUGGCCCGGACAGCCGGGACAACCUAGCCAGCCCUCCUGGCCCAGACAGCCAAGCCAGCCGAGCCAGCCCGGACCUGGACCUGGACAUGGAUUCGGUCCGACCUCCGAGAUUAUGACGGCUCCGUACACUCUGCCUAAUGGAGUUCAUGACAAACUGCUCAUCACCAUCGUUGGAACCAUCAAACCAAACGCUAACAAGAUCGCAGUGGAUAUGUUAAAACCAUCAAACGACCUGGCCUUCCACUUCAACCCUCGCUUCAAUGAAAAUGGCAGAGAGGUGAUCGUCAGGAACUCCUAUAUUGGCAAAAAGUGGGGAAAAGAGGAAAGAGAAUGCUCAGGGCAUUUCCCCUUCACCCAAGGACAGCCAUUCGAGAUGAAGAUCAUGUGCUCCACCAGAGAGUUUAAGGUCGCCGUCAACAACUCUCACCUGCUGUCGUACCAAUACCGGAUCAGUGACCUGAAAAAUAUUAAACAAGUCAAUAUCUACGGCGAUCUCACCCUGAGCGAAGUCCGCAGAGAGACUCUGCCCUGAGGCAGUUCACCUCAUCAAGAUCUACAACAGAUCCAGUGGAGAUUCACUAGAGAUCUACUGGGAAUCCCCUCGAGAUCUACUACAGAUCCUCCCGAGAUCUACUCAGAAUCCACGGCUUAUCUACUGGGAAUCCACCACAGUUCUACUACAGAUCUACUGGAGAUCCACUAGAGAUCUGUUGGGGAUUCACCAGAGAUCUACUGCGGAUCCAUGGGAGAUAUGUUGGGGAUUCUCCAGAUAUCUACUGUGGAUCCAUGGGAGAUCUGUUGGGGAUUCACCAGAGAUCUGCUUGAGAUCUUUUGAAGAUCUACUGGUGAUGAACCACAGAUCUACCUGAGAUCAUCAGUACAUCCUCAGUUAAUACAAAAUGUAUCUGAUAAAUCUAUCAGUGAUUCUUGGUAACGUAAACAUAAAAUGUUCUUUGAUACAUAAACAUCCCCAGAAGGUUUUCAUUGGCUCCUGUACUAGUUUUUUUCUGUUUGACUCAAAUGAAUAAAGUUUUCAUCUUAG